AUGACAGGCAAAGUUGUAAGAAGCAAGCACGGUCCGGUAGCAUGCGGCACAAGAGUGGGAUGGGUAUUAAGUGGUAGAAUCGGUUCAGGUCUUUCUGACCUGCAUUGUUUUAAGACCCAUAUUCUACGAGCUUCGGCUGAGAGUGAACAGAUAACCGAUAUACUAAGACAGGAUCUAGAAAAAUUCUGGUCGGUGGAGGCUGUCGGUGCUUUAGAAGACUGUGUAGUCAGCCGGUUUAAACAAGACAUAGGGCAUGACGGGACCAGAUACGUAACUAAGUUGCCUUUCAAGCCAGAUCAUGAACCAUUAUCCGAUAAUUUUAAUGUUUGUGAAGGAUGCUUAAAAGCUCUGAAGCCCAGGUUAACCUCUAAAGGGAUUCUCAUGGCGUAUAAUGAGAUCUUUAGCGAGUAUGAGAAAAACGACAUAAUUGAACGCGUUCCCUCACAUGAGAUUGCUAAGGAGAUGGGUGGGGCCCAUUAUCUUCCUCACAGACCCGUUGUGCGACCCAAUCUUAUUGCGAAGAUUUUUGACAUCCUGUUAAGAUUUAGGCUUCAUAAAAUUGGUAUAUUAGCAGACAUAAAGCAAGCAUUUCUUAAUAUCGCUAUAUCUAGUGAACAUAGAGAUUUUGUGCGGUUCUUGUGGUAUGAUCUCGAUUCGGAAGAUGAGAAAAUAGUAAUUUAUCAGUUUCUAAGGGUAGUUUUUGGACUAACGAGUAGCCCAUUCCUAUUAAAUGCGACUUUAAGACACCACCUCAGUAAGUAUGUGUCGACAAAUGCAGUUGUAGAGCGUAUUGGCGAAGAUUUAUACGUAGAUGAUCUAGUUAGUGGGAGCGAUAGUGUAAGCGCGGCUAAGGAAUUAUGUGACACCAUCAAAGCUAUACUACAAGAGGCAGGGUUUGAUUUACGUAAGUGGGUAACUAACAAUCCAGAACUUCGUAAAUAUAUUUCUUCGGCAAUGGGUGAAACACCAGAUUCCCAGCCAUCAGGGGAUAUGACUUAUUUUGAAGCAAUGUUGCCCAAUUUAGUUACUCCAAAUCAAAGUGUAUUGGGCAUUUCGUGGGACACACCGGCUAAGACCAAGGUUGCUCCUUUAAAAACCCUUUCCAUUCCCAGGUUAGAGUUGUUAGGCUGUUUGUUGUUGAGCAAGUUAAUUAAUGAGGUGGUGAGUGGUAUACGGGGUCGUGUAGAGUUGGACGAAACAUUCUGUUGGUCGGAUUCAGAGAUGGCGUUGUGUUGGAUAAAGGGAAAAGAAAGAAGCUGGAAACCUUGGGUAGAGAAUCGAGUUGUUUCAAUUAGGAAGGUUGUUGGUCGUGACCAAUGGAAUUUCAUUAAAGGAGAAAUCAAUCCUACUGAUAUCCCCACCAGGAUAAUUUGGUUGAGUGUUUCUCCGGAUUCAUUUUUCUUGGGCGGGAAUGCUGGUGAAGAGGUUACGGUAACCUGUUCUACUGAGGCCAGUGUCAACACUGCAAUACGAAACAACACACGAGAUGAAACGGGUUCAUUAGUUGCCGUCAUUGACUGCACUAGCGAGUGGAUCAAAGAGGAACAAUCAGUGUUAAAAGAACAAUCUAACUUUGCUAACUUUCGUUCUUCUUUGAAUUUGUACGAGGACAAUGACAGUCUCCUGCAGUUAAAGGAACGGUUUGCCAAUUCACAUUUGGAGUACCAAGAACAGCACCCAAUGAUACUUCGAAGCAUAGAGAGCCACUUCACACGUUUACUUAUCCACGACGCACAUGAAGCCAGUAUGCACCAUGGAGUGGAGUCGACCUUGGCAAGAGUAUGGGCAACCUACUGGAUUGUGAAAGGAGGAAAGAGUGUGAAGGAAGUCCUCAGAAAGUGCGUGGUUUGCAAACGGUACCAAGGAAGACCCAUGCGUGCUCCUUCAUGUCCUGACCUGCCGCAGACCAGAAUCGAUCAUUCGGGAUUCGCGUUCCAAGCAACGGGCUUGGAUUUUGCGGGACCUUUAUUUGUGAAGGAAGGCUUGGGCACGGUUAAAGUAUACAUUCUUUUGCUGAAGUGUGCUACGAGCAGAGCUAUUCACCUCAAACUCGUGUAUUCAAUGACAAGUGACGGGUUCCUACGAGGGUUCCGACGAUUCGUAUCUCGGAGGGGUGUGCCUGAUCUUAUCAUCAACAACAACUUUAAGACUUUCAAGUCGGCAGAGGUCAAGCGGUUUAUGUCAUGUCAAGGCAUAAAACAACAGUUUAUUCUCCCAGCGUUUCCAUGGUGGGGUGGAUUUUACGAGCGCCUCGUACCGUCAGUAAAGUCCUGCUUGAAGAAGACACUCGGGAGGGCGCAUACAAGGUUUGAGGAGCUCCAGACUGUUCUGUGCGAGGUGGAAAUCGCAAUAAAUAAUCGGCCCUUGGCGUAUGUCAGUGAUGACGAUCUGGAUGAACCGUUUACGCCAUUCCAUCUAAUGCAUGAGCACGGUUAUUGCAAGUGGAUGAAAGAGAUGAACGUUUCACUCACGGCGAGCCUCGGACUGUACAAGCAACGAUUAAAACAUUUGAGGAAAAUCCUCAAAGAUUGUUGGACACAGUUUCGGAGGGAAUACAUAAACGAGCUGCGACAGAUGAAUCUUUACCGGAGGAGAAAAACCGGUUCGCGAGAUCUCACAGUUGGCGAUAUCGCGUUGAUCAAAGAUGACCCACCUUCACUGCGAGCGCAGUGCAGGAUGGGAAGAGUUCUUCAGCAUGUGAAGGGGCGUGAUGGCGUGGUUAGAGAGGCCAAACUCAAGGUCCUCGCGAAAGGAGGAGCGCAGACAUGGUUUAUUGACCAUUACAAAAGUUGA
Molecule: messenger RNA, 2793 nt
Organism: Dendronephthya gigantea
Lineage: Eukaryota; Metazoa; Cnidaria; Anthozoa; Malacalcyonacea; Nephtheidae
Exons: 5
Coding region: 1-2793 (930 amino acids)
Biological process (GO): DNA integration
Molecular function (GO): nucleic acid binding
Source: RefSeq, a predicted model, not a curated record